AUGGGACAGCCUGGUAUUCCCGGGUCUGCAGGGGUCCAUGGCAGUCCCGGUCAGCCAGGGCGAGACGGACGAGACGGGAGAGAUGCUGCCCCGGGAGAGAAGGGCGACAAGGGCGACAGGGGAGACACAGGAGAGACAGGACAGAGAGGCUUCACAGGAGACAGGGGUGACUCUGGGCAGAAGGGAGAGAGGGGUCAGCCAGGAGAAUGUGCUGUUGCCCCUAAAUCUGCGUUCAGUGUCAGACUGUCCGAAAGCCUCUCUCUGCCCCUGAGCGCAGCAGCUUCUGUGCGCUUUGAUAAGGUCAGCCUCAACGAGCAGAACGACUACAACACAGAGACCGGACGCUUCACCUGCAAAGUCCCAGGAGUGUAUUACUUUGUGGUGCACGCUACAGUGUACCGCUCCAGCCUCCAGUUCGACCUGAUGAAGAAUGGACAUGCAGUGGCCUCUUACUUUCAGUUUUAUGGGAACUGGCCCAAACCUGUGUCUUUGACUGGAGGCUCCCUGGUGCACCUGGUCCCAGAAGACCAGGUGUGGGUUCAGAUGGCUCUGGGCGACUACAACGGCCUUUACACCAGCCCCAAGACUGACAGCACCUUCAGCGGCUUCCUGGUCUACUCUGACUGGAAACACUCUGCGGUCUUUGCAUGA
Molecule: messenger RNA, 651 nt
Organism: Knipowitschia caucasica
Lineage: Eukaryota; Metazoa; Chordata; Actinopteri; Gobiiformes; Gobiidae
Source: the annotation of a GenBank genome assembly